Archocentrus centrarchus (flier cichlid) is the source of this 658-nucleotide messenger RNA. Its product is annotated as adenine phosphoribosyltransferase. Lineage: Eukaryota; Metazoa; Chordata; Actinopteri; Cichliformes; Cichlidae. Gene Ontology annotation, molecular function: adenine phosphoribosyltransferase activity. The transcript has 5 exons. The record is from RefSeq and is a predicted model, not a curated record. Bases 56 to 658 code for a protein of 200 amino acids.
GUCCGUUCACCCCAGUUUGUGCCUCUUGUCAGCGCAGUUAAGUGCUGUUCUUCAAAUGGACGUGUUUGCAGCUCCAGCUGACAGGGAUAAAGGAUGGUACCUUUCUCUGAUGGCUCCCAACACAAAAGGACCAGAGUUCGCCUGGCUGGACCCGUCCAGACUUUACUGCAACUCCCAGGCCCUUGCAGACUGCAUCAAAGACCUUCUCAGUCCGUUCCAAAGUGACAGCAUUGACUUGGUUGCUGGCAUUGAUGCAAUGGGAUUCAUUCUUGGGGCUUCUGCUGCCACCACUCUUGGAAAAGGUUUCCUGGCUAUUCGCAAAGCAGGUCACCUAUGUGUCACCACUGAAAACCAAGGCUACACCGACUACACUGGCAGAGAAAAGACUAUGGAAGUAAGACUGGAUGUGCUAAGACCAGGUUUGAGGGUGUUGCUCGUGGACCAGUGGAUAGAGACAGGUGGCACAAUGAAGGCUGCCAUUCAGCUGGUGGAGAAGCUGGGAGCCACAGUUGUAGGGGUCGCAGCUGUGGCCAUUGAGGACACUGAAGGAGGGAAGUGGAUUAAGGAAAACUACAAAUUCUCCGACUGCAUCCCCGAAGAGCUGCAGAGCCAAAUCGAUGGAAAAUACCUCGACUCCUUCAAAAGCUUCAACAAUUGA